UCAAGAAAAAAUUCCUUACUAACGUUUCUAGAAACUUGUAUCUUAGCACAGUAACUUCGGUUAUAUUUCACGUAUUCAAACACCUGUACCAAUCCCUACAUUCAUCAGGAAAUUAUGAAUAGCACCACAAAAAAUGAGGUUGAAACAGUCUUAUACAGUUGCAAAGAACAAUGUAAUGUGCUAAAUCAUGAAUUGGACAAAGAAAAAGCAUUAUUAGAGGAAACUGCGAACCCUGAAAAGUAUUUAAAUAUUGCUGUUAAGUGUAUAAAUGAUUCCCGUCCUAUUAGUUCUUUGAGAUAUGCUAAUUACGGAUUGUCAAUUGCUAAAAAACAAAAUAAUGCAGAACAAGCUGGCCUUUGUAAUAUACUGAGAGGAAAAGCAUAUUGUAUGAUUGAACAAUAUGAUUUCGCGUUGUCUUGCUUUGAAUGGGCACUAGAGGAUUCGUCGUCUAGCAUACCGUCUGUUUGGAGAACCUGGAUAAAUGAACUACUUACUCAACUUAGAUUCAUCUCACAAUUUGGAACCAAAAACUCUCAAAAGUUGCAAAGAGACCCAGAACUUGAUGAGUAUAUUAACGACGUUCUUGUAAAGCUUGACCAUCCUACAGAUGGCUCUCGAAGUAUGCCAAACACAUUGCCAGAAUCAAGUUCUACAACACAAAAGAAUACCGUACCUAGUUUGGCUGACAAAACGCGUUUCGACUGGUCUCAAGCAUCUGCCACUUUAAGUCUCGACAUCUACGCAAAAAAUGUCAAACCAGAAAACUUAAUUGUUACAUUAAAGACCAGAUCUGUUUUUGUAAAUGCGACUUUAACGGACGGUUCUAAUUAUACAUUAAAUUUAGAUCCCCUUGCUCAUGAAAUAGACGUGAGUGGAUCUUCGUAUCGUCUAUUCUCGACGAAAAUCGAAAUUAUAUUGAAGAAGCAAACUUCUGACGAAAAAUGGGAAAAUCUCACGAAAACUGACAAUGACUUUACGGUGAGGCAUCCUCAGAUAAUGACCGAGACAACGUCAAAAAGUAACAGUGAAAAGAAUUGGGAUCACGUUCUAAAGGAAGCCGACACAGAAGAGGAAGAAUCUACGGGUGAUGCUGCAUUAGCAAAGCUUUUCCAGGAUCUAUACAAAAACGCAGAUGAUGAUACAAGAAGAGCUAUGAUGAAAAGCUAUAUCGAAAGUAACGGUACCUCUCUUUCUACUAAUUGGAAAGACGUUGGCAAUCGUAAAUUUGAAACGAAGCCGCCCAAGGGAAUGGAACCUAAAAAUUACAACGAUUAAGGGAAUGUAUGACUGACUAGUAAAUUACCAUUGCAUUAAUGAAAGUAUAUAAAACGAUGUACUGAAUCUGUUGAAACUUGGACUUUUGCAACUUUUGAAAAGUUCAGUCACACCAAAAAGCAAAUCGAUUAGUCACACAAAAGCAAAACAUUGUCAAAAAAAAAACAAUUCAAUUGAAAUAUAAC
Molecule: messenger RNA, 1460 nt
Organism: Schizosaccharomyces cryophilus OY26
Lineage: Eukaryota; Fungi; Ascomycota; Schizosaccharomycetes; Schizosaccharomycetales; Schizosaccharomycetaceae
Product: SGT1-like protein Git7
Exons: 3
Coding region: 115-1275 (386 amino acids)
Biological process (GO): protein stabilization
Molecular function (GO): protein-folding chaperone binding
Source: RefSeq, a predicted model, not a curated record